ACCACAGAGCAGCAGACAGGGACUUGGGUGUGUCCUCAUCACACCCGAAUUUUUGUUCUUUCGUUCACUGAUUGCUCUUUUCCUUGGUCGUAAUUUCUCUUUCCGGUUUAUUCAGUGUUUUUUUUUAUUCAAUCGACGAUAAUCGUUUCACAUUGUGUAUUUACGUGUGUGUGUUCGUGUAUGCCUACGUGUGUAAGAGAGAAAAAAAGGUGCCCUUGUGUGGGGAGUGAUUGUUUAGCUCAGGUUUUUUAUCAGUGACGGAUUGCCAAAAGCACUUUCAGAAAAACCCGUGCCAUAAGCUGUGUGGAUGACACGCCUGCAGAUCGAGUGUAGCGACGAUUGAUAUUUUUGACCUAACGUUUGUUGUGGACCGACCGCCGACAGGAGCUUCGUUUAUUUUGCCAGGGCUAAGAAGAGGACGAUAAAACAGCUGGACACAGAGAGUGCCGAAACAAGGUUCCCAACAGAAUGGCAGCCGAAGCAGCUACAAUGGCUGCUGAACAGCAGUUAAACGGCUUGGAUGAGCAGCACAACGGUUGCGAAUUUGACCCCAACGCUGUGGUCGAUGAAGACGAUUUAAAGAAAUUGCGACCGCCAGACAUCGAUGCCGACGUUCGCGACAUGGAGCGUCGACGCAGAGUUGAAGUCAUGAUGGGCAGCAGGACUUUCCGCGAUGACUUGGAACGGAUUGUCGACCAGCAAUUGAGAGAAGGAGGAGCCGCCGGCCUCUUUGCUCUUCAGCAGCACAUCUCAGACUUGACCGGAAUGGGUACCCAUCGAGGACUGGGCGGUGGUGGAGGCGGCGGAGCUCGCUGCGUUAUCCCCAUCAACGAUAUUAAAGGCGUGGAUUUUCCAAGUUACGUUAAAGGCGAAAAAAUUAUUCGUUGCAAGUUGGCUGCCCUUUACCGACUUGUCGACCUUUUCGGCUGGUCGCAAUCUAUUUACAAUCACAUUACGGUUCGCGUGAGCCAAGAGCAAGAGCACUUUCUAUUGAACCCGUUCGGUUUGCUGUAUAGCGAAGUAACGGCCUCUUCCCUGAUUAAGGUCGACAUGCAGGGCAACGUGGUCGACCCGGGAACAACGAACUUUGGAGUCAACAUCGCCGGUUUUGUCCUACAUUCGGCCAUCCAUGCUGCUCGUCCGGACGCUAAAUGUGUCGUCCACAUCCACCAUCCAGCAUGCGUCGCUGUCUCCGCCUUGAAAUGCGGGUUCCUUCCCGUCAGUCAGGAGAGCGUGUUGAUCGGAGAAGUCAGCUACCACGACUACUACGGCAUUUUGGUGGAUCCCGAAGAGCGUGAAUCGAUCGCACGGAAUCUCGGCCCCUUGAACAAAGUGAUGUUCCUCCGCAAUCAUGGCCUAGUUAUCCUAGGCGAGACCAUUGAAGAGGCGUUUUUUCGCGCAUGCAAUACCGUCCUGGCCUGCGAAUCGCAAAUCCGAAUGAUGCCUGUAGGUCUCGACAAUUUGAUCUUAAUUUCCGACGAUGCCAAACGCCGGUCACAGGAGGUAGCUAAGCGCGCCAACGAAUUCACAAGAGCCGGACGCAAUAACAUUCAGUUGGCUGGAGUCGAAGGCGAACAACCCGAACAAGAAGAAGUUAAAGAGAAACCUCGAACCCGUGAGGUCAAAUGGCGACAAGGCGACAUGGAGUUUGAAGCUUACAUGCGGAUGUUGGAUAACUCUGGAUACCGAAGCGGAUAUCCUUAUCGCGUCCAUUCAGUGAGGACGGAGCUGCCCAGACAAAAGCACGACGUAGAAGUCCCGCCUGCAGUCUCAUCUUUUGGUUACAUGAUCGAAGAAGACGAGCUAUACAAAAACAGCCCACUCAGAAAGUUGCUAGACGGUCGUCGAACCCUGGAUAAAAAUCGCUGGAUCAAUUCACCUAACGUUUAUCAAAAAGUGGAAGUUGUCGAGCAAGGAACGCAGGAUCCCAAGAAGAUCACCAAGUGGGUACCUGAUGGCUCUCCGACACACAGCAGCACUCCGUUCAAGUUGGAGAUUGCUCACCAAUUCGUGCCGAUGGGCACGACGUCGAAGGAAUUCAAACAGAAGCAAAAGCAGAUCAAAGAAAAUCGUCGCCAAGGUGGCAUCAGUGCCGGCCCCCAGUCGCACAUUUUGGAAGGUGUCAGUUGGGACGAAGCUCAAAAAUUACAAGAUGCUAACACUAGUGGCACGGGCGAUCACGUAGUUGUUGUGGGUGCUGCAUCGAAAGGCAUCAUUCAACGUGACUUCCAACAUCACGCCAUGGUCUACAGAACUCCGUAUGCCAAGAACCCUUUCGACUCCGUCUCAGAUCAAGAGAUUGAGGAGUACAAAAGACAAGUAGAGAUGUCUCAGAAGGGUAUUUCAGAAGAUCAUGAGGUCAGCUACUCAACUACGGAAGCUCCAACGUUGGAGCCUCUUGUAGCUGAGUCUGUUUUACUUCCUUCAAGUGAAGAGCCAGUCCGCCCAGAACAGAAAUCACCCACAUCGCCACGACCAAUAAGUGACGACGAAGCAAGUCCACGCGUAGUUGAGGUGGCUGUGAAACACGUGCCGCAAGAAGAUCACGCACAACGUCAACUUCUCCCGGCAGACGAUACUACAGGGGCCGAGUCGCCUGAGCCUUUUGCAGAGCGCUCAAAAUCCGCCCGCCUUCCGCGUGACGGGUCGGGUGAUGCUUGGGACAUGUUCAAGCGUCGCUCGUGGUCGCUGGGCCGUGACAAGAGGAAACACCACAAUAAAGGCGCUGAAGUGAAUGGAGACGAAAUUGAUAACCCACAGAGCCAGGUGUCGCAGAGUAGCCGUGACGAGUCGUCGGCUCGCGACAUGUCUACGGAAGAUUCGCCCUCCAAAUCCAAGGACAAAAAGAAGAAGAAGGGACUACGAACACCAUCCUUCCUCAAGAAGAAGAGCAAGGAGAAGAAGAAGCCCACACCAGAAGUUUGAACAACUACAUCGCUUUUGCUUUCAGUGUCGGAAAUAAUCUAUAAAUGAGAAACAAACUCUUUUGGGACUCCUUUGGGGACAACACUGCCACUCGAGUGUCGUCGGGUUUUUCUCGUUUUUUUUUUUUAUUAUUAUUUUUUUUUUAUUCUUCUUCUUAUUAUUAUUUUCAAAAUAUGAAUAAUCUCUUCUAUAUACUUCAGCUACUCUCCGGUAGUUCUCUUUGGUUUGCGUCAAGUAUCGUAAAAACUAAUCCGCCUUGCUUUAGACUGGAGAAGAAGAAAAAAAAAAAAGUUUGGUUUUAGUCUCUUAUCUCCUUCUCCAUUACACUCUGUGAGACCAGAAUAUCUGAUUCAAGGAUUGUGGACGAAAAGCACUUUGCAAAAACUUUUAUUUUAAAAAAACAAAAAUUCUUGCUUCUUGUGUACCACCUCCCCCGACCCAUUACGCUACCCGGUAGACAAUAAUUGGAGAUGUCACGCACUGCAAUUGUGUAAAGAAGGUUGGGUCUGUGGGAGAUCGACAUAAACAUUUUUUUGCUUGACAAGGAAGACUGAGACUGAAUAUGUAAUGGAACCAAAAGGGAUGUGACGUGGCGUGUUUUUCUUGAUGAGUCGAUUUCCCAAUCGCAGUGCGAGGUGCUUUUUUCAAUUCAAAACCUAAAUCCUGUGGAUUGAUUUGAUGUUAAUACUUCGUUUUAAUUUUCUUCUGCUGUCUUCUUCAACACUAUUGGCUUCCCUCCUUUUGUUUCGAGUCAGUUGUGUCUAUUCUAAAAUUCCCUUGUUACUGUAGUACUAAUUCAUUCCGUGAUGUGGGACACUUACUUUCUCCCCAAUCCUCUCAGAUUUGACAAUUUUUGUCCCCGAUGUAGCACACAUACUCCAGCUAUUUUGCUACCUUAUUUAUAUUUUACCUUUUAAAUCUGGCUAUCCCCGUCCCCAACCUUUUCCGUCAAUUUCUCUUUUUUUUUUUUUUUUUACUUUUUUUUCUAGAUUUGUUAAAAACGUUUCGUUGGUUUGGUAUGCUUUUUUUUAAUUUGUGGAGAGAAGGUAGCUUGAACACACAUGCCAGCUUGACCAGCAGCUUAACAUAAAAAAUCCCCUUUGACUACCGACUUUUCUUCUGGUAUGCAGUUCCGUGUCAUUUGAAAUCGAACGAAAAGUGUACUGUUAUGUAUCACUAUAUACCUGUACUGCACGUGGCAUCUGGUCCACAAAUUAUACCUUAAUCUGAAUGUC
Daphnia magna is the source of this 4160-nucleotide messenger RNA. It is a transcript of the gene hts, whose product is annotated as protein hu-li tai shao. NCBI's taxonomy places the organism in Eukaryota, Metazoa, Arthropoda, Branchiopoda, Diplostraca, Daphniidae. The coding region runs from base 469 to 2925 and encodes 818 amino acids. Gene Ontology annotation, cellular component: cytoskeleton; plasma membrane; postsynaptic density. The record is from RefSeq and is a predicted model, not a curated record. The transcript has 19 exons. Gene Ontology annotation, molecular function: actin filament binding.